Eremomyces bilateralis CBS 781.70 is the source of this 1681-nucleotide messenger RNA. RefSeq names its product WD40 repeat-like protein. The transcript is spliced from 2 exons. Gene Ontology annotation, cellular component: bub1-bub3 complex; mitotic checkpoint complex; kinetochore. Gene Ontology annotation, biological process: mitotic spindle assembly checkpoint signaling. The record is from RefSeq and is a predicted model, not a curated record. Gene Ontology annotation, molecular function: ubiquitin binding. Bases 173 to 1216 code for a protein of 347 amino acids. Lineage: Eukaryota; Fungi; Ascomycota; Dothideomycetes; Eremomycetales; Eremomycetaceae.
UGUGGAUGUCAACCGCAGAACGCCACCGACAAGGAUGUGGGGUCGAUCAGCUUCAUCGCCAGUUCAAGAUUAAAACCUUCAGCGUCUAUAGUAAACAAAUCCAACGACCACCCCAAUCCCCCGAAAGGAAUUCAAAAUACCCACGUCCUUAGAUGGUACAUGCAAAACGAUCAUGAGCAAUCAAUGCGAACUUCCCGAUGCGCCGUCGGACGCCAUAUCUGCGGUCAGAUUCUCUCCCUCGUCCACCAAGCUGCUCGUUUCGUCAUGGGACAAACACGUCUAUCUUUAUGAUGUGUCGAAGGAAGCUGGAGACAGUCCUCGACUGAUACAGAAGUUCGAGCAUCGUGCGCCUGUCCUCGAUGUCUGCUGGGGGAAGGAUGAUUCGGAAGCAUAUAGCGGAGGGCUGGACUGGGAUGUCCGAAGAAUCGACCUGAAGUCAAGCGAACAGACCGUACUCUCUUCCCAUUCCUCCGCCGCCAAGUCCCUAGCCUUCUCCGCUUCCCAUAACAUCCUCGUCUCCGCAUCAUGGGACUGCACCCUCCACAUCCACCACAUCGGCACCACCACCACCCCCGCCACGAUCCCCCUCCCACACAAGCCCUUCUCUCUCUCCCUUUCCCCCACCCGCCUCGUCGUCGCCAUGGCCUCCCGCCAGCUCCACAUCUACGACCUCCCCGCCCUCUCCGCCCUCUCUGCGCAAGCCUCCCAAGCCCCGCCCAACACCCUCGAGCUCGAGCCGUGGCAGCGCCGCGAAAGCAGCCUGAAGUUCAUGACGCGGGCCGUCGCGUGCAUGCCGAACGAUGAGGGGUAUGCGUCGAGCAGCAUCGAGGGGCGUGUGGCGGUGGAGUGGUUCGACCCGUCAGUGGAGUCGCAGGCGCGGAAGUACGCCUUCAAGUGCCAUCGGCAGACGGUGGAUGGCGUGGAUGUGGUGUAUCCAGUGAAUGCGCUGUCGUAUCAUCCGGUGUAUGGCACGUUUGCGAGCGGGGGUGGGGAUGGGGUCGUGGCAUUGUGGGAUGGGGUGGCGAAGCGGAGGAUUAAGCAAUAUCAGAAGUACUCGGCGAGUGUGGUGGCGUUGGCGUGGAAUGGGGAUGGGACGCGGUUGGCAGUGGGGGUCAGUCCAGGAUUUGAGGAUGGCAAGGAGGUGGAGGAGGGUGUCAUCAAGAUCUACAUCAGGGAGGUCGCGGAAGGCGAGGCGAAGGGGAAGGGAGGGAAAUAAUACUGGGGUUGCGUUCACACACAGCAUGGAUGGACAGAGGCGUUUCGUGAAUGCAUUCAAUGAUACCAGAUGACCAAGGAUAUUUCUCUCCUAUACAAGCUGGCGCGUUCCAUCGGCAGGGCAAGGACAUUCGAUUUGCUUCAACUUCGAAACUUCUUCGUGUUUGGCUCGCGUGAACUCGGGCCUCCAGUCUUCUAGUCUCCCGGCAAUCAGCAUUCUCUAAAGCCAAAUCUUGCUCUCUCUGUCGUGAUCCGUAUGAGGAUACAUCGUUCAGAGGUCAUCCGCUGAGGCAUACUGUUUUUCAGUCGGGCCGCCUUCCCCCAGGCGCCUUGUCUCUUGCUGGCACGGCUUAGGGGCUCAUAGCCAUAGAAUCGUAACUCGGAUCAAGUAGCGGAUGCCAAUCACCCUCCAUCGCCCAGGUCUUCGUCAUCCUCUUCAUCAUCGUCAUCAUCAUCAACAUUCAAC